AUGUGCGACGAAGAAGUGGCUGCACUCGUGGUUGACAACGGAUCCGGAAUGUGCAAGGUUGGCUUUGCUGGUGAUGAUGCUCCGCGCGCCGUCUUCCCGUCAAUCGUCGGUCGCCCUCGCCAUCAAGGGGUUAUGCCGGCUUUCACUCUAACUGGUCAGCACGGUUCCGGUGAUUGGUAUCAAUGGAGCGAAGAUGGCAAAUACAUUGUCUGUAGCGGGCUUGAUGGAACGAUGCGCGUUUUGUGUGGUCAAACCGGUGCACAGCUUCAUGUUUUGCGGGGACAUACGGAUUUGAUUCUAUGCAUCAGUCUACAUGGCACAACUCUUGUCUCUGGAUCGUACGAUCAAACACUCCGAGUCUGGGACAUUGUCGACGGGAAAUGCCUUCAAAUUUUGGCUGUCGAGGCGUGGGUUCGGUUUGUACAAUUUGAUGGAAAUCGGGUUGUAUUUGUUGGCCGUGGUUUUACCGUACACGUUUGGAAUGUACACACAGGGGAGUGCUUGCACAUGUUGACUGGUCACACGGAGACAAUCGAGACAAUCGCUUCACUUUUGUUUGAGCCAGAGCGCGAUCUUGUCGUGUCGGGCAGUCGUGACGGAACGAUUCGCGUCUGGGAUGUGCAAAGAGGAACAUGCAUCGCACGUCUUGUCUAUCUUCAAGGGUUAAGGUUCGAAGGUUAUGGGAAAUUUGGGAUGCAGCUUCGCAGAAACAUUUUGGUCCUCUAUUACGGCUCGGACAUUUGGUUUUGGGACAUUCGUGAGGGUGGCUCGUGCCUUCACCACUUACCCGGCCAAGCGUUGGACUUCAUCUCUUCAAUGCAACUGCUCGACUCCGGACUUUUGGUGACAGGUGCGGAUGAUGGCUCGGUGAAGCUGUGGGAUGUGGAAAAAGGUAUCUUUGUUCGUGAUCUCAUUCGUCUUCCAUUGGAUGAAUAUUGGAACCGUUAUCAUUGGAAUCUCAAAGCCUCUGAAACAUUACUCGUAUGUGGAGUCCAAUCGUUUGAGGAGACAAAGAUCAUCCUGAUCGAUUUUGACGCAUCAUAUCCA
Mesorhabditis belari is the source of this 1047-nucleotide messenger RNA. The record is from the annotation of a GenBank genome assembly. Lineage: Eukaryota; Metazoa; Nematoda; Chromadorea; Rhabditida; Rhabditidae.